Messenger RNA from Clonostachys rhizophaga, 504 nucleotides. The record is from the annotation of a GenBank genome assembly. Lineage: Eukaryota; Fungi; Ascomycota; Sordariomycetes; Hypocreales; Bionectriaceae.
AUGUCGCAAAAGAUCACAUCCAAGAACUUGUCCUAUGACAACUCACUGCCGCCCUUCCUCGCUGCUCUGCGCGCGCAGACUGCCGGCGAUGACGAGGCGCGGAAGCCCUCCAUCGGCAACAGGCAGCUCGGGAAGAAGCGCAGUGCAAGUGAGGAGGCAGAGGAUGGCCCUGUCGUGGUUGACGAGGAGGGAAACGUGAUGAGCGUUGAGAUUGACAAGGAUGGGACAGUCAAGGAGGUUGAUGGGAAAGAAGGAGACGACGACGUGAAGGCAGAGGCCAGCGCUAAGAAAGAAGGGGAGGGGACUAAGUCGUCGACCAUAGGAGGUCGGAAGCGAAAAGUUGGCAAGGUCAUUGGCGAGGCUGCAGCUCAAGCGGACGAGACCCAAGGCAAGAAGGACCAGAGACAAGCCAACAAGGAGCAUGAUGAUCCGCCCAAGGAGAAAAAGCCAAAGAAAAAGGUCAAGAAGAUCAAGCUGAGUUUUGAUGAGGAAGAAGAUGGGUGA